AUACAUGACCCACAUUAUGUUAACACUUACAUCCCAACAGAAAAUCCAGUAAUUCACAAACCAAUGCAUUUAUUAUUCCCUCCAGAAAAGCCAAGCAAGCAUUAGUGCACUGCUAUUUCUCCUCUGCAUCAUUCAGAACUCAAAGCUUUUGCCUUAUGGCACCAUCUGUUAUGUUCAAUAAUGCACUCUCAAUAUGCACUGUUUUCUUGUUAAUUUUACCAAAAUUUAUUUUUUGUGCAAGUAAUGAGACUGAUCAUCUUGCUUUGCUAGCUAUAAAAUCAAGAAUUAUUCAUGACCCAAGUGGAAUCACAGCUGCAUGGAAUGAUUCACUGCAUUUUUGCAGAUGGGCUGGUGUUACUUGUGGCCAUCUUCACCAAAGAGUCACUGUUUUGAACUUGACUUCAUUAGGUUUGGUGGGUACUCUGUCUCCUCAUAUAGGUAAUCUCACUUUUCUUACUGGAAUUAAUCUUGAGGUGAAUGAUUUUUAUGGGAAAAUUCCUGAGGAAGUUGGCAAUUUGUUUAGGCUUAAGUACCUUAAUAUGAGUAAUAAUUCAUUUUCUGGUGAAAUCCCUAGGAAUAUUUCUGGUUGUUUGUCACUUGUGCAAAUUAGUUUAGGGUUUAACAGAUUGACAGGGAAAAUUCCAUAUGAGUUAGGUUCAAUGCAGAAGCUAGAAAAGAUGAAACUUCAUUAUAAUGGUCUUACUGGGUUGAUUCCUGAUUCUUUUGGUAAUCUUUCGUCGAUAAGUACAUUUUCUUUGUCAGUUAAUAAUUUGGAGGGAAAUAUACCUGCUUCACUUGCGAAAUUAAAGAACUUGCAGUUUCUUGGAAUUGGAUUGAAUAAGUUGUCAGGUGUGAUCCCUCCCUCGGUGUUUAAUAUUAGUUCUCUUGUGAAAAUUACUUUGCCUUAUAAUCAGCUUUAUGGUAGUUUACCAUCAACUUUGGGAUUUAGUCUUCCUAAUCUGCAAGUUCUUAAUCUUGGUCACAAUCUUAUAAGUGGAUCCCUUCCGGAGUCUUUGUCAAAUGCCUCUAAUCUUUUGGAAAUUGAUGUUGAUGGAAGCCAAUUUACCGGAAAAGUUUCUGUUGAUUUUGGAGGAUUACCUAAUCUAUGGUGGCUGGUUUUGUCUUCUAACCAUCUCGAGGGAGAUUUGAGUUUUAUGAAGUCGCUUACUACAUGUAGAUUGUUGAAAAUGCUUGUUCUGAGUGAUAAUCAGUUUGAAGGGGUCUUGCCUAAUGCUAUAGCUAAUCUAUCAACUGAACUUUUGACUCUAAGAUUGGGUAGUAAUAAAUUAUCUGGAAGUAUACCUUCUGCGAUUGGGAAUCUAGUCAACUUAACUGAAUUACAAUUGCAGACGAACAAAUUCAGUGGAAGCAUUCCUAAGUCUAUUGGUAAUUUAAGAAUGUUGAGGCGAUUGAAUUUAUCAGAAAAUGAACUUUCAGGAAGCAUUCCACCUUCCCUCUCUAGCAUACCUCAGUUGUAUUCUCUCCAUCUUGAAAAAAAUCGUCUGAAUGGAACAGUUCCUCCUACCUUUGGGAACUUUCAGUACUUGCAAGAUCUAGACCUGUCCCAGAAUACACUUGAUGGUACCAUACCAGAAAGUAUUAUGGGACUUUCUUCCCUUACCAUUUCAUUAAACCUCGCUCAAAAUCAUCUGAAUGGCUCUCUACCUUCUAAGAUUGGUGCUCUAAUAAACCUCGCGUACUUGGAUGUUUCUGAUAAUAUGUUGUCUGGUGAAAUUUCAUCUAGCCUCAGUAGAUGUCUUGCCUUAGAACACCUCCAUAUGGAAGGAAAUUUUUUUCAAGGUUCCAUUCCUCCGUCAUUCAAAUUUCUAAAGGGUCUUCAGGUCAUGGAUGUUUCACGUAACAACUUGUCUGGCAAACUCCCAAAUUUCCUUCAGAUCAUCUCACUGAAGAAACUAAAUUUGUCAUUUAACCGCUUUGAGGGAGAAGUUCCAAGAGAAGGGAUUUUCAGAAAUAGGACUGCAGUUUCCAUUGAUGGGAAUCGCUACCUAUGUGGUGGUGUUCCUGAGUUUCACUUGGUGUCAUGCCCACAGAAUGAAGAGGAGAAAGGCAAAACAUUUUUCGGUCUGAAGCUACUAAUCCCAAUACUUACUGGGCUUCUAGCACUUGUUUUGUUGAUGUCGAUUUUGAUUAUUAGGCGGCUAAGAAAAACUAAAAAAGAGCCUUCUAUAGCAUCUUCAUCAACAAGAGGUUUCUUUAUGAAUGUUUCCUAUCAGAAUCUAUAUGAAGCUACAGGGGGUUUCUCCUCAACUAAUUUAAUUGGUAGUGGAAGCUUCGGCUCUGUUUAUAAAGGAGUACUUGAUCCUGAUGGAACUGAUGUUGCAGUGAAAGUACUUCACCUCUAUCAAAGAGGGGCUAUAAAAAGCUUCAUUGCUGAGUGUGAGGUUUUGAGGAACACAAGACAUCGGAAUCUUGUCAAAGUCUUAACAGCUUGCUCAAGUAUUGAUUCUCAAACUAAUGAGUUUAAAGCUCUCGUGUACGAGUAUAUGCCUAAUGGAAGUUUGGAAAGUUGGCUGCAUCAUAUAACAAGACCAGAUGAAGCUUUUAACGAACCAAGAACAUUAAACCUUUUCCAAAGGCUAAAUAUUGCUAUUGAUGUAGCUUCUGCAUUAGAUUAUCUCCAUCACCAAUGUCAUAAACCAAUUGUUCAUUGUGAUCUUAAGCCUAGCAACAUUCUUCUUGACAAUGAUAUGACGGCUCAUGUGGGUGAUUUUGGGUUAGCGAAGUUCAUUCCAGACAGCAAUUCUAAAUCUUACUCAAAUCAAAGCAGCUCUGUUGGAUUGAGGGGUACUAUUGGUUAUGCUCCUCCAGAGUAUGGCAUGGGAAGCAAACUCUCCCCAGACGGUGAUGUCUAUGCGUAUGGAAUUCUCUUGCUUGAAAUGUUCACCAGGAAAAGGCCAACUGACAGCUUGUUUGUUGAAGGAUUGGAUCUGCACAAGUUUGUCAAAACCAGCCUGCCUGAUCAAAUAACCAAUAUUGUAGAUCCAACACUUUUGUCUGCUCUAGAAGUUGACAAUGAGAAUGAUGAUGAGGAGACAGUAGCUAUGAAUAAUUUGGGCAUGGAACAACUGAAUGUUGAUCAAAUGCAGGAAUGCUUGGCCUCCAUACUCAAUAUAGGAGUCGCUUGUUCAGGAGAAUCACCUAGAGAAAGAAUGGACAUCGGAGAUGUCAUCAAAGAAUUGCAGCUAAUCAAAGAAAUCCUUCGCGCAUCAGGAAUGAAUUUCAGUUCUAUCAGCCAGAGCACGAAGUUUGAAGGUUCUUCCAGUCGAUCAGCAGCGACUAACUGGAAAAAUGUCCUGUGAUGCAUUUGGAUACGCACCAAAUUCAUAGACUGUAGUUUAAUAGUAGAUAUCACUACAUUGAGUGAUUCAGAUAGAUGAGUGCUGCUCUUGUACUUGUAAUGAAACUGCAAAUUUUUCUAAUUUUUUGGCGAAAAAUAUCUGUUUAUGUAAUUAGGAGUCGGAAAUAAGUCAUAAAUUGACUUAAAACCGGGCGUUAAUUUGAGGUACUUUUGUAAAUGAAUUAGUUUUUUUAUUUUUUA
This is a messenger RNA of Daucus carota subsp. sativus, 3559 nucleotides long. RefSeq names its product putative receptor-like protein kinase At3g47110. Gene Ontology annotation, molecular function: protein kinase activity; protein binding; ATP binding. Lineage: Eukaryota; Viridiplantae; Streptophyta; Magnoliopsida; Apiales; Apiaceae. The transcript is spliced from 3 exons. Gene Ontology annotation, biological process: protein phosphorylation. The record is from RefSeq and is a predicted model, not a curated record. Bases 156 to 3320 code for a protein of 1054 amino acids.